GUUAUGACGACGGAGUUGGAAGUCCUACCAACAGCCAGGAGCCACAACACAUCUCUGUAGAAGGUGUCGGCAGAAGGUCUCCUACUGACACAAGACUGGAGAAGGUUCCUCUAUAAGGUCUGAAGAAGGUAUUCUGCUGACCAGGUAAACGGAGGAAGAUGGGAGCUGCAGACCUUCAGGAGCAGCUCCGUCAUCUAACCGGAGAGAACUCCCGUCUCUUGGAGGAGAAGCAGCAUCUCUCCACCCGGGCUCUCUAUCUGGAGGGGAGGGUCUCCCACCUGUCAGCCUCCAACACACACCUGGCCUCCAAGCUGGGCCAGGCGGAGGCCCACAAACUCCAGGUGUCGCAGGAGUUGGUGGAGGAGAAGCUACAGCAGAACGCCAUGAGGGAGCUCUGGGAAGGAGAGAGGUUCACGCUCAGAAACCAGGUGUUGGACCAGGAGGUUGUAGUAGCCCAGCUGGAGGAGGAGAGAGAUGAGUUGCGCAGGGAGCUGCAGUUCCUCCAGUCUCGCCUGCAGGUGGCGGAGGAGAGCAGGGCGGCCCUGCCUGAGGAGCACAACAAGAGGAGCUCCGAGGUCACCCCCUUCAGGCACCUGCAGGAACAGCAGCUCAGCACCCUGGAGGGAGAGCUGCAGCGCAUCAGCACCCUGAUCAGCACCCUGUCCCACCCCAGAGUCAGACCAGAGGACCUGUCUGCUCUGGAGCAGCAGCACCGGAGCAUGGAGCGCAGUCUGCUAGUGAGCCAGCAGGAGGUGCGUGGUAUGGUGGAGGCGAUGAGGAGGGAGCAUGAGAACCAGCGGCUCAGACUGGAGGACAGAGCGCUGGUCGUGGGUGAGGAGCAGCAGAAACAGAGGGAGGCGAUCCAGAGAAUCCAGCAGAGGCUUUCAGCAGAGGCUUUCUCCAGCACGAGCUCUGAGCAUCAGCUGGUGGAGCUGGAGAAGGACAACUCCCGACUCCAGCUGCAGGUCAAACAUCUCAACGGGGAGUACCGCGCCAGACUGGUGUGUUACCUGCACGACCUGGCCGAUUGCAUGGACAGACCUGAAGUUGAUGGGAAGGGAGGAGGAGGAGGAGGCAGUGGUGAGGAGGGGCAGGGUGGAAAGAGCAAGAGGAAGAUGUUUGCAUUUGUGGAGGACAUGCUGCAGGAGAUCCGCUCCUCCUAUAGCUCUAGAGAGGAGCAGCUGGCCACGGCCGCUCGCUCCUACAAGAAGAAACUCCAGCGGCUCUCCAGGUCCCACCAGCACCUCCUCACGGGUUACAGGGCCCAGCAGGAGCCGACCCUGGGCCGGCCGGAGAGCGGACCGGACCCCGUGGCCCCUGGAGGCCAGUUCAGCCCGGAGGUUCCUGAGGGCCCCAAGCCCGGCCAGCGCCGCGGGGCCCAGGAGCCAGCCAGCGCUCAGGGCAUCCCAGGACAGACGAGUGAGGAGGCCAAGGCUGAAGAACAUCAGAAGGAGAUGGCUCCCUCCAUGCUGGAAGUGUAUGAGAAGGAGCGUGCCCAGCUCAUUACCAGGGCAACGGUCGCUGAGGGACAGGUGUCGGAGCUGCAACAGUACAUCGACAACCACCUGGGCAGGCUCCUCCCCCCUCCUCCAGGUACAAACAGGAGAUCACCCGGCUGAGGGGCGCCAAACCGGACCAGAGCAGUUGAACCCAGACCAGAACCAGAGAGAACCAGAGGCCCAGUUAUUUUCUGCUCUCGGAAAACAAUCAAGAUGACUUCAUCUUCAUCAUCAUCAUCAUGAUCAUCAUGAUCAUCAUCAUCAUCAUCAUCAUCAGUGGCAACCGCAGCAUCAUCACCCUCAUCAUCCACCUCAUCAACAGCAGCACCUCCUCUUCCUCCUCCCCCUCUCCCUCCCCUUCCUCCUCCCCCUCCCCCCUCUCCUCCACAUUAUAUUCACAUUAAAAGCUUCUCAAGAA
Gadus morhua (Atlantic cod) is the source of this 1917-nucleotide messenger RNA. RefSeq names its product coiled-coil domain containing 78 (gene ccdc78). The transcript has 13 exons. Gene Ontology annotation, cellular component: cytoplasm. NCBI's taxonomy places the organism in Eukaryota, Metazoa, Chordata, Actinopteri, Gadiformes, Gadidae. The record is from RefSeq and is a predicted model, not a curated record. The coding region runs from base 159 to 1619 and encodes 486 amino acids.